Molecule: messenger RNA, 1014 nt
Organism: Fusarium vanettenii 77-13-4
Lineage: Eukaryota; Fungi; Ascomycota; Sordariomycetes; Hypocreales; Nectriaceae
Exons: 8
Coding region: 1-1014 (337 amino acids)
Molecular function (GO): methyltransferase activity
Source: RefSeq, a predicted model, not a curated record
AUGCCAAACCAACCUGCAGAGUCCGGUACGCCACCUGGUGGCGCGCCCGUAACCUCAUCUUCCGGAAAUGAACCCAUCCGUCCAAGCGACUCAGAAUAUCGCAGUCUGAGCAGUACGGCUUCCGUCUCUUCCAGUAUCCUCGAGUAUCGUCGGCUUCAGGGGCGCACUUACCAUAGCGAGAAGUUCGAGCUGAAUUAUUUCCUUCCCAACGAUGACCCCUUACUGGAGUCUCUAGACUUGACUCAUCAUUACCUGACAAUUCUCUUGGAUGAAAAAUUGUUCCUCGCCCCUGUGAAGGAGGAAAACAUGCAGCGAGUCCUUGACGUUGGUACUGGAACUGGUAUCUGGGCCAUCGAGUUCGCGGAUCGGUACCCUGGUGCCGAGGUUAUAGGCACCGAUCUCUCUCCAUGCCAACCUCAGUGGAUCCCCCCCAAUGCCCGCUUUGAGAUCGACGAUGCGACCUUGAUAUGGACCUGGGACCAAGAUCAGUUUAACUUUAUACAUAUACGCUACCUAUUUGGCGCCGUCAAGGAUUGGGGUGGUCUAUUCAAGGAGGCCUACCGCUGUUGCGCCCUAGGGGGCUGGGUGCAGUCGACCGAGGCCAAUGUCGAGUUCCGCAGUGAUGAUGGAACUGUCGACAAGGAGCCUAGUCUUCAGAUGUUUACUAAGCUUUUUCAAGAGGGCGGCAAAGCUUUGGGCCGCCCCUUUUUUGUUGAUGAUCUGCAGGAAACGGAAUUCAGAAAGGCGGGCUUUGUAGAUGUCCAAGUCAUCGAUCACAAGCUUCCGGUUGGUGGCUGGCCCAAAGAUCCCAAGCUGGCCCAGGUUGGUCAGUUUGUCAGAGCCGCCUUGGAAAAUGACCUCGAGGGGUUGACUCUCAUGAUGUGGCACGAUUUGUUACAGUGGCCUAAGGAUGAGUACCAGUUGUUUCUGAUGGGCUUGCGAAAGGGGUUGCAAAACUCAAAGGUCCAUAGCUACAUGACUGUACGCUAUGUUUAUGGACGCAAGCCCGAGUAA